This is a messenger RNA of Colletotrichum navitas, 1100 nucleotides long. RefSeq lists its product as uncharacterized. The record is from RefSeq and is a predicted model, not a curated record. The transcript has 2 exons. Bases 209 to 973 code for a protein of 254 amino acids. NCBI's taxonomy places the organism in Eukaryota, Fungi, Ascomycota, Sordariomycetes, Glomerellales, Glomerellaceae.
CGCGGCGAUGCACUCGUCUUGAUUCAUGACCAACUUGCGUCCGAAAGCUUUGACCAAGAAUCUUUAUUCCGAAAUCUUCGAUCUCGAUACUACUUAAGAGGACAUAUAGUUAGACGCCCCACCUACCAGCGGUAGAACAAGUCGCACCUAGUCCUGUAUCCGACGCCUGGUCUCCCAAGCGACAAGAGAACCCUCGCCCCAAGUUGAGAUGUCGCUAGCGGGUUCCCUCGAGAUUCAGCUCCCGCGCGUCAAGGCAGCCACAAGCAUCCUGGCGGAAAAGUUGAAGAGCAGGGGGAAACGGGCCGACUUGUACAACCUCCAUUCUGAGACACUGAGUCAACAUUGGGGAUCUCUGGAUAAGGCUUUUCCCAUCCAGUUCCGCCCAAUUCGAUCAAGAGGUCAACUGAGAUUAGGGACCAUCAUUGUUUCUCGGCUAUAUCAAGUGACCCUGCUUGCGCUUUCCAAAACCAUCGCGCUGCCUGAUCUUUGGAAACCUGGAGGGUGGCUCUUCGAUGCUGCAUCUGAGGUAAACCCUGACAACUCUAUCCUGACAGAAGAGGCCAGUCGCUCUCUACACGCCAAACUCGGCCUCGGCGGUCGGAAAUUGCGAGCAGUCUCCCAUAGCCCUGAUCUUGCAUCAGCCGCCAAUGCCCCAUCCAUUAUCGACACACCCAUGUCUCCAAGCCCUGAACAAGACGGGGAGGAUACGCGCUCGCCAGAACCUCAUCGAAACACACAAGUUGAACGCAGCUUCUCCGAAGAAGCCGACUUGCUUAUCCUCGGCUUCUCUGCGGGGAUGAUGACCAAGGUCUCGAGCAAGGGCAAGACCAAAGUCUUGACGACGGCUUCGAUUUCGAACAAUACUAUGGUCCCGCGCUGCACCAGUCUGCUACGCCAAGCCCUCCUCCUCAUCCCGAGCCUCUUGCCCAGCCACCCACACCCGAGGUUGUUAAGAAAGCUCACCAGCAGAUAACCGAACACGAGUGGCUGGACAACCAAGCGAUCGGGGCCCUCAUCUAUCUUGUCAACCAAUCCAGCCAGGUCCGCUUUUCUAAAGAUCGUAUCUUUUUUGGCGACAGCCUCUGGGUCUCCCUGGAGAA